Seminavis robusta is the source of this 5406-nucleotide messenger RNA. NCBI's taxonomy places the organism in Eukaryota, Bacillariophyta, Bacillariophyceae, Naviculales, Naviculaceae. The record is from the annotation of a GenBank genome assembly.
AUGAAGUUCCAUUCCACCAUCCUAGAAGCCCUCAACCACCAUGCAUCCAGGACUCCCGACAAGGUCGUCUUCACCUGGGUCGGCAUCAAAUGUGAAGAACAAAACAAGAUGACGUUCAAACAGCUGCAAGAUGAGUCGAAUGCGGUGGCAGCUCGUCUCCUCAAGCUGGGAUGCCAAAAGGGAGACCGUGUCAUGAUUGCCUAUCCCUUUGGCCUCGAGUUCUUGGCUGGAAUGUUUGGAGCCAUGAAGAUUGAAGUAAUCCCCUGUUCCAUCUAUCCACCCAAUCCCAACAAGCUUAAAACUGAUAUGCCAAAGUUCCGUGGAUUUUCGGAGGAUGCUGGAGCCAAGUAUGCUCUCUCGACUAACAUGUUUGCUACUGCCAUGACUGCAGCUAGCAUCCUCUACAAGACUGGAGUGAAGUGGAUUGGAACAGAUAUCCUAUCAAUCAAGAGGAGCAACCGCAACAAGCCCAAAGAUUACGAGAAUUUCGAGGGAGUGCCAGAAGAUAUAUGCUUUAUCCAAUACACCUCUGGCAGUACUGGACAUCCCAAAGGAGUCAGGAUCAGUCACCAAAGUCUUGCAGAAAAUUGCAUUGCUAUUUCUGCCAUGUCUGGUACAAACGCUUCGAAUGUUGGCACUACAGUGGGAGCCUUGUGGGUCCCACAAUACCAUGAUAUGGGGCUUGUGGCAGGCUUCAUGACUACACUCUAUGCUGGUACUUCCCUUGUCAUGGCAUCUCCUUUGGACUUUGUGGCCAAUCCUCUUCUUUGGAGUGAUAUGGUAGAGACCUACAAGGCCACCCUUACUUGUGCCCCCAACUUUGCCUAUGCCUUGCUCCUCAAACGCUUAGAGCAGGCCAACCGAAAUGCCGACUGGAGCUGUGUAAGGCGAGCCAUGUUUGGGGGCGAACCUGCCCAAAGCCACGUUGUGGAUGCAGUGUCAAAGACCCUUUCCAUCAAUCCUGAUCAUAUCUACAACAUCUAUGGGCUUGCUGAGUCCGUGGUGUUCCUCACAGGUGGCUCUGCCUACCCUGACUCUGAAGGGCUUCUCUGCUGUGGUGAAGUAAACUCCCCAACCCUAAAGCUUCGACUUGUUGAGGAUGGAAAAGAGGUUGAAGAAGGGCAGGUUGGAAGCAUUUGGGCCCAGUCACCCCGGGUGGCAGCUGGGUACUAUGGCCAGCCUGAGCUAACAGCUGCGACUUUUGCCAAUGUCUUACCAGGCUAUGAUGGCAGCUGGCUUGAUUCUGGUGAUUUGGGCAAGGUUGUUGAUGGACAGCUCUAUGUUACUGGGAGAGUCAAAGAUGUCAUCAUUAUCAAUGGCAAGAACUACUACCCAACAGAUGUGGAGCUCUCUAUUGAUGAAACUUUUGGAGAUGUGAUCCGCCCAGGAAGAACCAGUGCUUUCCAGCAUGGGGAGGACAGUGUUGGGAUCACGGUGGAGGGCCGCAAGGACUUCGACAAGACAGCAAAUGAAGAUUUGACUGUUCAGAUAUCCAAUCAUGUAUCUCAGUUGCAUGGAUUGUUUGCUGCAAAGGUUGUUGUUCUCAAGCUCGGAGUGACACCUAAAACGACCUCUGGAAAGCUGAAGCGAAGUGAGAUCAGACAGGCUACUAUUGCUGGUGAUUGGAAGGAGUCUUCUGUGCUCCUAAGCUUCCAACGACAGGCAAACAUAUCACCUAUGCAGACAAACAUAUCAUCUGUAGAGAAAAGCUCUUUCCUUGAGCAGAGCUUUGCAUUGAAUGGGGUAACAAGCAGUGAGUUCUAUUUGUCAGAAGAAACUCAACAUGAAAUCAGGAGAAGAUCAAUGACUCUACCAUUUGGGUCCCUUGACCUUGGCAGUCUGGAUGAGCUUUCUGACACCAACCUUAUCCAAACAAAUAUCCUCCCCAGCAAAGCUGUUCAAGCUGUUCAAGCUGUAGAGUGCAAUCCCAGCAAGUUGGAAGAGUAUUUCUCAGAGCUUCACCUUUCUGGGGUCUCUGGCAUUGAAGAAGCGUGGUCCAAAGCUAUGAAGACAACAGCUGUAAUUCAAGCCAUGUGCGCCCAAGUAUUGAAGCAUCUCGAGGACAAGCACCCAACCAUCUGCCAGCUUGCCAAGACUCUCAGUGAAAAUCCUGACUGGAUUUUGCUUGAUAACAGAACAGAUUUCCUUUCUCAACUUGUGCAUCAAAUCUUUGUUCUUCAAUGGGCGACAACAUUCAUGAUGGAUAACUCAGCGUGCAUGGAGCAAAAGCUGCAGAAGGAUGCAGAGUGGGAAGACACUCAUCAGACUACUCAGACAGUCCCAACUGAGCUACAAGAGAUGCUGAACCUCCCAGAGAGAGACUCAAUGUAUGGGAAGUUGCCGUUCUUCCUUUGGAUCAAGAACAGGUCCGUUGUUGCACUACUGAACCUUGUCCUACAAAGCUUGGGAUCAGCUGAAGGCCCAACCAUCAAUGUACAGGUUGGAAGAAUCAAUAACCUCCUGUGUUUAAACAUGUUAGAGGCUAUUUGGGUUGAGCAAAAAAAUGGACACAAGGACAACUCAGAAGUUGGUAGGAGACUUGCUACGAAUCCUGUUUUUACAGCCACAACCCAAUCCAAGAAGGUUUUGAUGGAGCAUGCAUGUGAUACAAGUGCUUUAAAUAAUCUGUACAUUGAUUGGGAUAUGCAUAUUGUGGCCUGGGCCGGAGACAAAAAUUCUUCCAGCUGGUUCUUGUCGAAAUUGCUCCUACCUAGCAUCAUUGGCGAUGUCAAUGCACAUUUCUUCUAUGCAAGGUUGAUUAGUCUGCACCUGACUACACAGGCGGUGGGCAGGAAGCUGAUGUGUAAAAAGUUUCAUAAUGAACCAAUCCUGUCAAGAAGAGCACUGCAUUAUUUUGGGAAGCUGAACCUCUCCUGUGCAGAAAAGUGCGGAUAUAUCCCACUGAAACCAGAGAGCAAACAUCAACUUGCGCUUGACGAAGAUUUCUGGCUGUCAAAGUUUGACCAGUGGGGUUUGGCAAACCAUCCAGCUAAGACAAGCACUGCAGACCCCAGGUUGCAUGGUAAUGCAGUUGCUGGAUCCGCGGUCCCAGACAAAGUGUCUGCCAGGUCAAUGAACACAAUAAUGUCUGUUUUUGGUUCACAAAUUGACACAUCAAAACCAUGGGUUGAGAAUGGGCUCACUUCCCUUCAGAGUGCAGAGCUUAGAAACAAGAUUGAGGAAGAGCUACAUGUAGUUCUCCCUGCCAACUUUGAACAGCUCUACCCAACACCAGAGGCACUUUCCAACUUCUUGGAAGCAUCAGAGAUGGAAACAUUUCCAAAGAAAGAGAUUUACAAUCACCCUGACUUUCUUUGGAACUCCUCAAGAUCUAGGUUGAGCAAGGCACAGCUAGCAUGGCUCCAAAGCCUCGGCUCAAUUGUGAUUCUCCUACUGAUUGUUGUCUCCAUUGUACCAUCCUACUUUCUUGUGUCCUGGCUUAUGGACCAGUGUGACUCCACCAAAGUUGGAGAAUGCAACAGCUCAGGUGUUUGGCUUCUUUUGCCCCUGGCCUUUCCUCUGUACAUUCUCUCUUUUUCCAUCAUUGUUGUGUUCUGCAAGUAUGCAGUCACUGGGACAUAUUUGUACCGACAGAUUGAAGUCCUGUCUUGGGGUUACCUUCAAUGGUGGUUUGUUGACAGACUUGUGGAAGUCUGGGAAUCUCUUGUUGGACAUCUUGUUGUGGAAACAAAAUUCAUCUGGAUCUUCUACUGGCUUCUUGGAGCAGACUUGGCAAGGACAACAAAGAUCAAAUCUUUUAUUCGGGAAUUUGAUCUUGUGAAAGUUGGUGGCAACUCUGUCAUCAGUCACCCUGUAAAGUGCAGGAAAUUCUCCCAGUCAAGAGAAACAGGUCCAACGAUUACCUUCCGACCAAUCAUGGUUGGGGAAAAAUGCCAGGUGUCGGGGAUGGUCAGCCUGGGUGCUUCCAUUGGUGAUGACAGCAAGGUGGAGAAACUGUCUGUUGUUGAAGAAGGGUCUCAAGUGCCAGAUGGAGUACUUGCCAGAGGCAAUCCAGCAUGUAAUGCUGGCUCUUUUGAGCCUUCAAAUUCAAAGUACUGGGAAGAAUCGCUUUUGGAUGCCUUCAAGAUAGUAUGGCUUUUCCUUGAAGCAUAUCACUACUUUGCCCUAUCCUUCCUGGUUCAUGCCACACUCAACAAAAUUUUGCCAUCGUGGCGCUAUGCUAGCAUUCUCCAUUGGUUCCUGCUUUUUCCGUUCUCCUCCUUCCUUGGUCUCCUCACAAGCAUUGCACUCAAAUGGUUUCUGAUUGGGAAACGUGAUGCAUCCGAUGAAUAUGAAGGUUCACUGUGGAGGCAAGCAACCAACUGGGUCUGUGACUUCCACUUCCGUGUAGCUGCUUGGCCCAUCACUCCAUUCAUUGGCCACUCAAAACUAUGGAACAUCAUUCUUUUCCUUCAUGGUCUUGAUGUUGACUUGAGAUCAGAACUAAAUUUCACUCCAUUCACCAAGUUCUCUCCUUCAAGGGUGGACUUUGUGAAGAUCCGGAAGUCCUUUGUCGCAACCAUCACCUUUGAUUUUGAUUGUAAAGCUGACUCCAAAAUUGAGAUCAUCAACAGUAGUGUGGGCUACAAUGUUAAUCUUCACUCGGGUGUCAAGAUAGUGAGAUCAACGAUCCCACCAAGGACCAAUCUGUCCGACAGUGUCUAUGAUCUGAACAAAGCAACACCAAAAUCGAAAUCACCCAUCCUCAUGAACAUCUUUCUUCCAGAAUUGCCACAACAAGCACUCAACAUGGUCCUCUUUGCAACCUUCAUACCUUCCUGUGAGAUUGUUUAUCAUGCUACCCAAACAUCCUCAACAUGGAUCGCCAUGUGUUGCUUUGUUGCGGCAUUUUUCACACUGCUUUGUGUGUGGAUUCUUUCUACAAGGAUGAUUGAAUGGCUGAUGCUGAGCCUCCCAAGCAAGGUUCAAGAAUCUUUGUACGGAGUAUACAUCAACCAUGUCUGGUUUUUUCGUGUUCGAAAUUUGCUGGAACUGCUCCUUUCUGGUACUCCCAUGUUUUCCUAUUAUGCUCGAUUCAUGGGAGCGGAGGUGGAUGGUUGCCUCUGGUACUUUGGCAAUGCUAUCUAUGAGUACGGUUGCUUGCAUUUCAAUGGAAGCGUAAUUGUGGACAGCUCCCAUGUGAGCGGACAUUACAUCGAUCUCAAUGGACUUACCCUUGGCGACACCUAUGUAUCAGGAUUGUUGCACCCCGGAUGCUACGCCCGUGCUGGGUCUGUAGUCAAUGGAAAAGAGAAUGGUCCCUGGAAAGUAUUCUUGAGAAGCGAUUUGGGUGUCCAUGAUUCGAAACCUGUUCUGAAAGAGUCACCCCAGGGUAGCAUGGACCGACUGGCCGAAAGUCACCAGGAUGACCUCACGGAUGAGGUGCAUACAGAGCUUGAUGUGUAG